This is a messenger RNA of Penicillium longicatenatum, 1956 nucleotides long. RefSeq names its product molybdopterin cofactor biosynthetic protein. Gene Ontology annotation, molecular function: GTP 3',8'-cyclase activity; metal ion binding; 4 iron, 4 sulfur cluster binding. The record is from RefSeq and is a predicted model, not a curated record. NCBI's taxonomy places the organism in Eukaryota, Fungi, Ascomycota, Eurotiomycetes, Eurotiales, Aspergillaceae. The coding region runs from base 1 to 1956 and encodes 651 amino acids. Gene Ontology annotation, biological process: Mo-molybdopterin cofactor biosynthetic process. The transcript is spliced from 2 exons.
AUGGUGGGUAUGCUGUACAGACGAGCUUUAUCCCAUCCCGCCCGCGGGCUUUUCGCACGAGCUCGGUGGCAAAGCACCAGCUCCAUCCCCUCAAACGCGACCACCGAGAUCCCUCCACAUGCUACCCCCAGACUCACAGCGCUGAAAACCGCGAAGCCCUUCUCCGAUUUCCUCACAGAUACAUUCAACCGCCAACAUGACUAUCUACGAAUCAGCGUCACCGAACGCUGUAAUCUCCGGUGCCUAUAUUGCAUGCCCGAAGAAGGAGUGGAGCUCUCUCCUCAAGCACGACUAUUGACGUCGCCGGAGAUCGUCUACCUGUCGUCCUUGUUCGUCUCCCAGGGCGUCACGAAGAUUCGCUUAACCGGUGGCGAGCCUACGGUACGGAAGGACAUCGUUCCUCUGAUGCAGAGGAUCGGCCAGCUGCGGCAGAAUGGGCUCCGCGAACUGUGUCUGACCACCAACGGGAUAUCCUUACAUAGGAAACUUGAUCCUAUGGUUGAAGCCGGUCUCACAGGCGUGAAUCUGAGUCUUGACACGCUAGACCCCUUCCAGUUCCAGAUCAUGACCCGACGCAAGGGAUUUGAUGCUGUGAUGAAAAGUAUCGAUCGGAUUCUGGAAAUGAACAAAGUCGGUGCUGGAAUUAAGUUGAAAAUCAACUGUGUAGUCAUGCGCGGGAUGAACGAUCGCGAAAUCCUCCCGUUUGUCGAGCUCGGUCGUGAGAAGCCCAUCGAGGUGCGGUUCAUCGAAUAUAUGCCGUUUGAUGGGAACAAGUGGAAUAAAGGAAAGAUGUUUCCAUACCAAGAAAUGCUGGCCGUCAUUCGUGAAAAAUAUCCGUCGUUGGAGAAAGUUGUCGAUCACAAAAAUGAUACCAGCAAGACCUACAUGGUCCCUGGCUUUGAAGGGCGUGUCGGCUUUAUCACCAGCAUGACGCACAACUUUUGUGGGACCUGUAAUAGGUUGCGCAUCACUGGAGAUGGUAAUCUGAAAGUCUGCCUCUUUGGGAAUGCCGAGGUCUCUUUGCGGGAUAUCAUUCGCAGGGAGAACGACGGACAGCCCAUCGAUGAAGACGCAUUGAAAGAGCUCCGCCUGCUUGAAACAGUGCAGGAUGCGGCUCGUCUCAGUGAUGAAGGAGGUUUGAUUCCCGAGCGGGAACGCGAAAUUUUGGAUAUCAUUGGCCUGGCCGUGAAACGCAAGAAGGAAAAGCACGCCGGCAUGGGUCGGCUGGAGAAUAUGAAGAAUAGGCCCAUGAUUCUUAUUGAUAGUAAAAAAUACCCAUGGCCAUUUUCCAAUUCACGGGCAAAACCAACAAAAGUUCCUUUGCAUCUUCUUUCUUCAACGGGACUAUCCCAAGCUCGUCUUCUCCAUACCGGACGAUCUGCCCAAACCCAAGAAACUAAGCAACAAAAAGAAAACAAAUCUCCCCGAUCUCUCCCCAACAUCUCAGACCCCGAACUACCACAUCUCACCCCUUCGCAAACCGUACACAUGACACAAAUCACCUCCAAACCCGAAACAAAACGACUAGCUACCGCCGCAUGCCUGGUCACCUUCUCCAACCAAAGGCCAUGGGAAAUCCUACGAAGGGGCGAAGGCACCCAUAAAGGCGAUGUAUACAGCGUCGCCCGUAUUGCAGGCAUCAUGGCCGCGAAACGAACACCGGACAUCGUCCCAUUGUGCCAUCCUGGAAUUGGCAUCACGGGUGUAGAGGUUAGUGUGGAGCUUGUUGAACCCAAUGCUGCCAGUACACAGGAUCAUGGCGGUAUGCAGAUUGUCGCUACGGUUAGCUGUUUUGGACGUACUGGCGUUGAGAUGGAGGCCAUGACGGCUACUAUGGGUGCUGCGUUGACGGUUUAUGACAUGCUUAAGGCUGUUGAUAAGGGGAUGAUCAUUGGGGCUGUGCGGUUGAUAGAGAAGCAAGGUGGGAAAAGCGGGCAUUGGGUGCGAGAGGAGUGA